CUCACCCAACAUGUUCAAAACCUAAACGGCUUUUGUACAGUGUGUUUUAUUGGUGAGAGAAAAAGGAACUUCCAGCUUUUUGCGAGAACAAUAUGGCUGUUGGAAGUCGUUAUUUGCUCCUUGGUUUAUCUUUUAUGGUAUCCACCAUAUCAGUCAAAGCUUGUGUUAGUGCUGUGGAGGCAACAGUUCCCAAGGAGUUAAAGGCUGGAUACAUAAUAUCAGAAGUUAAUUUGCAGCACUGCUUAAACAGCACACACUUGGAGCUUACUACCAGUGAUGCAGACUUUGCCAUUCAGCAAGAUGGCCUCCUCUACGCAGUGCAUUCAACCAGGAUACAUUCUGGAGAAAGGGCUUUUGUAAUAUGGCUUCAAGACCAACAAUCGCACCAAAAGUGGAAAAUAGAUGUCACACUGUCAGUUGAACACAAUACGGUAAAGAGAGAGGUAACCCUGAAGCGCUCCAAAAGACGAUGGAGACCACUACCUUUUUCUAUUAGAGAGAACGAAUUGGGACCAUUUCCAAAAGAAGUUCAACAGAUCCAGUCUGACAGUUCACAGAAUUACAAUGUUGUUUAUAGAAUCUAUGGUCAGGGAGUAGAACUGCCACCUGUAGGUUUGUUCUCUGUGGUGCCAGAUACUGGAAUGCUGAAAGUACACAGGGCUGUGGACCGUGAAGAAAUUGCAGAGUACAAAUUCUUUGCAGAGGCAAUAUCACUAGAUGGCAUUAAGAGAGAUCGGGAUCUUGAUGUAACUGUUAAAGUGGAAGAUGAAAAUGAUAAUCGCCCUGAGUUUGCUAAGAUUAUUGUUAUCUCUGUACCUGAACAUUCUGCAAUUGAUACUAUUGUAGGACAAGUAAAUGCCACAGACCGAGAUGCGCCUGAUACACUUUUUAGUCAAGUGGCUUACAGAAUUGUUUCCAACACUGACCUGUUCAGGAUUCAAUCAGAAACAGGAGUUGUGUAUACAAUGUCUACUGCUUUGGAUAGAGAGGUGAAUAAAGACACCUAUGAACUUAUAAUAGAAGCCAUUGACUGUAAAGGUGUAUCUUAUGGAUUGUCAGGUACAGGAACUGUUAAGGUUGUAUUAACAGACAUAAAUGACAAUCCACCUACCUUCAGAGCCAAAAAAUAUGAAGCUAAAGUUGAAGAAAAUAAGAAAGAUGUUCUUCUUUUACGAAUUCCAGUGGAUGACAAGGAUGUGGUUAAUACAUCGAAUUGGAAAGCUAAGUUUGUUAUUAAAAAGGGUAAUGAAAAUGGAAAUUUUAGAAUUGAAACAGACCCUGUCACAAAUGAAGGACUUCUGUAUGUUAAUAAGGCUUUGGACUAUGAGAAAAAUGCAGUUGUAAAUCUGGAGGUGGCAGCUGAGAAUGAAGCACCACUGGUUGGCGCUAGAAGCAAUUGGGCCUCCAUUCCAGUGGAUAUUAAUGUGACCAAUGUGGAUGAGGGCCCAGAAUUCAAAACAGCAAAUUUGUUUCUUCGCGUUAAAGAAAACGAGCCAAACGGAACCCUUAUUGGGACCUACAGUGCAUUGGACCCAGAUACUAAAAACAGUGAUGGUAUACUGUAUUAUAAAGCCUCAGACCCUGCAUCAUGGAUCGACGUCGAUGAAAACACUGGCAAACUCUUAGUAGCUGGGAACAUGGACAGAGAGUCAUCGUUUGUGACAAACGGCAUGUACAAUAUCACAGUCAACGCUGUUGACCGGAGUUCAAAAACAGGUACUGGGACAGUAGUGAUAUAUUUAGAAGAUGAAAAUGAUAACAACCCUGUCAUCACCAAUAAAGACUUGACGAUUUGUGAGCAUUAUGGACAGUUGGGAUAUGCAAAGGUUGAAGCAGUGGAUAAAGAUGAUAAGCCUUUCUCAUCUCCUUUUACAUUUGGCUUCCCAAAGAACAAUGAUCAAAAUUGGAAAAUAACAAAUGUGGAAGCCACUUCCAUGCGCCUUCAACAAGCAACGGAACUACCUACUGGUACUUACAAAGUCCCUGUGAUUAUCCAUGAUCAACAAGGGAAAUCUGAACAGCAGACCGUAACAGUCAGAAUCUGCAAAUGCAACAAUGGGCAGUGUCUCUCAAGCCCGAUCUCAACUGCAUUUGGAGUAUGGGGGAUCCUGGCAUUGUUGUUAGCUUUAGCAUUAUUAUUAUUGUUGCUCUGUAUUUUGCUAACCUGUUUGUGUGGGAAGAAGAAAGAAAAAAUAGACAUUGAUAAUGGAGCUGAGGCAGUGCUGAUCAAGUCUAAUACAGAGGGCCCAGGUGAAGAAGUAAUGGCUUCAAAUUUCAGGAUUGCUGCAAAACAAACCGCCUUUGAACAACAGUCACAAUUUCAACAGCUGCCUGGAGGUGGUUUGCAAGAUAUUAAGCUCUCUGACUUCCAGAAAGCCAGUAAUGGCUAUGGUGGUGAAAUCCUGGAUGGUGGUAUGUGGAAUGGUCCUAGCUCAUUCCUAUCUCCCGCCAACAGCACUAUGCAAAAUAACUAUGGACAACAGUUUGGAGAUGGCGCUCAACAUUAUGUAGACCAAAACAGUACCAGCAUUUGGAGAACAAAUGGCUUGGUGAUUGAAAAGAAAUUGAAUGGCUUUCUAACAGAACACGAUGACAGAUUUGCUGAGGACAUUAGUCAUGUCUAUGGCUUUGAAGGCAAAGGCUCACUUGCUGGAUCUGUGGGGUGCUGCAGUGAACUAAAUUAUAACAGUGGAUUAGAAUUUGUAAAUACAUUGGGACCAAAAUUCAGAACAUUGGCACAAGUUUGCAGAAAGAAAUGAAGAUAUGAUGAACACUAAUUAUUUGGGCUUUAGAGAACAUCUUGCAAUCAGACUCUUGCGAAAUGAUUCAGUGUUUGCAAAAUGUGAGCUAUUCUAACCAGAGUGGAGUAAUUCAGUGUGUUUACAUGAACAUAAGAAUUCUGAAAUUUUUUGGAAUAUAUCAUUUUCUGAAAAGUAAUUCUGAUAUCAAGUCAUGUAAACACACCUUUUCCGAAAACGUAUUGGAAAAUUCCAAAAAUGAGUUUUCCGAAAACACCACCUAGAAUAUUCCAUAGUAUUCCGAAAACUAACAUAAUUUAUGUCAUUUAAAUACACUUUUCAGAACAAUUAUUCUGAUAGUGUACUGCACAUGUGCAAACUUUAACAUAAUUUCUGUGCACAUGAUUAUUAAAGCAACUAUAUCCAUAUUUCUAGCAGAAAAAAAGCUAAGAAAAACAAAACACAGCGGCAAUAAUGAUUAAACUUCUUGGACACACCUAUUUCAACAUCCAUAUCACUUGCAUCUUAAUUGACUUUUUAUAAUUACAAAUAAAGCCCAACAACGUUUAUUUUUGAAUAAGGAAAAAGGAAAGUAUGGUAUCAGUUUUUCUUGGCAACUUAUAGAACUGCGUCUUGUGUAAGGGUGGAAAUAAAAAGCAGGCUAGUGAUGUGCAUAAUGGGAACCGCUUAAUGAUUUUGGAUUAUAUAAUAUGUAGUCCAAGGGAUGCUUUUCUAUUUUGUGUUGUAUUCUCAGAAACAAAAAACAAUCAAUAAAAUAAUUAUUAAUGGA
Messenger RNA from Polyodon spathula (Mississippi paddlefish), 3528 nucleotides. RefSeq names its product desmocollin-3-like. The record is from RefSeq and is a predicted model, not a curated record. Lineage: Eukaryota; Metazoa; Chordata; Actinopteri; Acipenseriformes; Polyodontidae. Gene Ontology annotation, cellular component: neuron projection; cytoplasm; postsynaptic density. The transcript has 16 exons. Gene Ontology annotation, molecular function: calcium ion binding; cadherin binding. The coding region runs from base 93 to 2759 and encodes 888 amino acids. Gene Ontology annotation, biological process: regulation of synaptic transmission, glutamatergic; synapse assembly; homophilic cell-cell adhesion.